Messenger RNA from Uranotaenia lowii, 963 nucleotides. RefSeq lists its product as uncharacterized. Bases 166 to 957 code for a protein of 263 amino acids. The transcript is spliced from 2 exons. The record is from RefSeq and is a predicted model, not a curated record. NCBI's taxonomy places the organism in Eukaryota, Metazoa, Arthropoda, Insecta, Diptera, Culicidae.
AGCUGUUGGAUCGGUUGGAAAGUUCUUAUCGACAGGUGAAGAUAUUGAUUAUAAAAGUUGAAACCGGAACUACCGAAAGCAUUCAGUUCAUUCUCGGUGGUUCAACUGUUAAGAUCUAUUAGCUUAGGAUAAAAAAAUCGUUCUAGAAUAGUUAAAAGUAUCAAAAUGGAUAAACGAAUUUUGUUAGUGUUCUUAGUGCUGGCAGUUACUACAGCUAAUGCUGGCCAUAAAAGGCGUAUGCAAAUGAGACAGCAGCAGGAAGCUCAGGAAAUGCAGCCUCCGUACGGACUUGGAAGCGGAUAUCAGGGUGGAGCUCCUUUCGCGGCUGGAAGACAGUAUCGUCCUAUCAAUAUUUACUACUCCAGAACGGGUAGUCGAGGACCACCUCAAGCUCCUCAUCGUCCUCAUCAUCCGCAUUACCCGCCGCAAUUACCUCCCCAAUAUCCACCGCAAUAUCCACCGAGGAUUCCAUCACCACCAAUUGGUCUUCCACCGCAUGGAGCUCUGCCGUCUUAUCCAUCACCACUUGCCCUUCAAUUCGGACCAGGAGCCGGACACUAUGCUCCCAAUCAUGGAUUCUUCAUGUCUAUGCCACCCACUCAGUAUCUCCCAUAUCCAUUGAACAUCCUUAACCCAUACUUCCUGAACUACAUCCUGCCUAAGCUGCUGUACUCGUACAUGAGCAUGAUGAAUCCCUACGCACUGCGAUCAGUUGCCCCAGUGACUCCACCCAAAUACAGUUGGUCCACCUUCUCCCCAGCCGGCGAUGCCAUUCGCGUUGAUGAGGAAUGGAAAACUCACAUCAUCAAUCACGAUAACGAUCAUGAUCAAUAUGAAGCCGGCUCGUCGGAUGCGGCAUCAAAAACUAGUGCCCCAAAGGAGGUGACAGAAACUGAGGGUGAGAAAACUGAAGCCGCGAAGGCUGUUGCUGAAGAGCAGCCAAAGCAGAAACAGUAAAUAAUU